Alnus glutinosa is the source of this 2020-nucleotide messenger RNA. Its product is annotated as hexokinase-1-like. NCBI's taxonomy places the organism in Eukaryota, Viridiplantae, Streptophyta, Magnoliopsida, Fagales, Betulaceae. Gene Ontology annotation, cellular component: cytosol; mitochondrion. The record is from RefSeq and is a predicted model, not a curated record. Bases 185 to 1690 code for a protein of 501 amino acids. Gene Ontology annotation, biological process: glucose 6-phosphate metabolic process; glycolytic process; intracellular glucose homeostasis. Gene Ontology annotation, molecular function: D-glucose binding; glucokinase activity; ATP binding. The transcript is spliced from 9 exons.
UUAGUUUUGGUUGGACCAAAUCAUUCAAAUCUUCCAGUUCCCGUUUUUUCGAAUCAACGACUCCCAUUUUCGUCAAUGAAAAUGCAUGACAUGCCAUAACAAUCUCUAAUCCAAGAUCUCUCUCUCUCUCUCUCUCUGUUCCAAGCUCUCCACGCAGCUGAGAUACCACACGUUAGAGAGAACAAUGGGGAAGGUGUUGGUAGGUGCGGCGGUGAUAUGCGCGGCGGCAGUGUGCGCGGCUGCGGCGGCAGUGGUGGUGCGCCGCAGCAUGCGGCGCGCGGCGCGGUGGGACCGGGUGAAGGCCAUAGUGAAGGAGUUUGAGGAGAAAUGUGGGACUUCCAUUGAGAAGCUGAAGCAGGUGGCUGAUGCCAUGAAUUUGGAGAUGCACAACGGGCUUGUCUCUGAUUCUGGAGAUGCCAGCAAGCUCAAGAUGCUCAUCACCUAUGUCGACAAUCUCCCAACUGGAAAUGAGAAAGGAGUGUUUUAUGCAUUGGACCUUGGAGGGACAAAUUUCCGCGUGUUGAGGGUGCAAUUGGGAGGGAAGGACGAUGGUAUUGUCAAUCAAGAAUUCGCCGAAGUGUCAAUUCCUUCAGAUUUGAUGGUUGGAACUUCAGAGGCACUAUUUGAUUUUAUUGCGGGAGAACUUGCAAAAUUUGUUGAUCAAGAAGGAGAGGGUUUUCAACUUCCGCCUGGUAGGCAGAGGGAACUUGGUUUUACGUUCUCAUUUCCUGUGAUGCAAUCAUCAAUUGCUUCUGGGCACCUUAUUAAGUGGACGAAAGGCUUCUCCAUAGAUGAUGCGGUUGGCCAAGACAUUGUGGCGGAAUUAACAAAAGCAAUGGAGAGACAAGGUGUUGACAUGCGUGUGUCAGCUUUGGUGAAUGAUACGGUUGGGACAUUAGCUGGAGGUAGACAUUCCAACAGGGAUGUUGUUGCUGCUGUUAUCUUGGGUACUGGAACAAAUGCAGCAUAUGUUGAACAUGCACAUGCAAUACCAAAAUUGAACGGUCUUCUGCCUAAAUCUGGAGAAAUGGUUAUCAACAUGGAGUGGGGUAACUUUAGGUCAUCACAUCUUCCGUUAACAGAGUAUGAUCAUGCACUGGAUGCUGAGAGUUUGAAUCCAGGUGAACAGAUUUUUGAGAAGAUAAUUUCUGGUAUGUAUUUGGGAGAAAUUGUUCGCAGAGUUCUGUGCAGAAUGGCUGAAGAAGCUUCCAUAUUUGGUGACACCAUUCCACCAAAACUAAAAGUUCCGUUCAUAUUGAGGACACCUGACAUGUCAGCAAUGCAUCAUGACACAUCUUCUGAUCUGAAAGUGGUUGAUAACAAAUUGAAGAAUAUUUUAGAGAUACCUAAUACCUCCCUCGAAAUAAGAAAAGUUGUCGUCGAGCUCUGCGACAUUGUUGCAACACGUGGGGCUCGUCUUGCUGCUGCUGGGAUCUUGGGCAUCCUGAUGAAAUUAGGAAGAGACACAAUCAAGCAUGUGGAGAAACAGAGGGCAGCGAUAGCCUUGGAUGGUGGAUUAUACGAGCAUUACACUGAAUAUAGGGAGUGCUUGGAGAAUACAUUAAAAGAAUUGCUCGGAGAAGAAGUCUCACAAAGCAUUGUCAUUGAGCUCUCCAAAGAUGGGUCAGGUAUCGGAGCUGCUCUUCUUGCUGCGUCUCACUCACGAUACCUUGAAGCCGACGAGUCCUGAGAACGGUCAGGUCCGAAUCAUUGAGGUUUUUUUUUUCUUUUAAGUAAAUUUUCACUGUAUCAUUUUCGCAUUCUUACAACCUUAGGUCACCUUUUCCACUUCUAAAACAAUAAUGGCUUCUCUUUAAUUUUCAUCCUCCGUGCUUCUUGGUUUAGGAGGUUGCUUGUGUGAAUUAUUAGAGUAUGGCUUUGCAGAACAUGUAAAAGAGGUGGACUGAAUGUAUAAAAGCGGGACCUGGAAGCGGCAAAGCUCUUCCGUUUCGGCCUGCAAUCUUACUCUUAUUCUAUCAAAAUACUAUCCUGCUGGUAAUUACCAAUUUUUGCGUUCAAA